AUCUAUUUCCUCACAUAGACAAACUCAUACAGAGAGGAGAGAGAUAUAUAGAGAGAGUGAGGGAGUGCGUGUUCAAUGUUCUGGUUUGAGCAAUGGCAAUUUCAGGUUCAGAGACUCAACCACAGAACCCGAGAGUGGUUCCCCAAAUCGAGGUGGAGUCGGUGAAGUGCGACUCAUGUGGGUUCACAGAGGACUGCACCCCUGCUUACAUUUCUCGCGUGCGGGACCGAUUUCAGGGCCGAUGGAUUUGCGGGCUCUGCUCGGAGGCGGUGAAAGACGAGGUUCGAAGAUCAGAUAAGGUAAUCACCACCGAAGAGGCCUUGAAACGCCACACAAGCUUUUGCGAGAGUUUCAGGUCAUGGAGUCCCCUCCACCAAACAGAGCAUCCAAUCUCUGUCAUGGGUCGGGUCCUCCUCCGGAACCUGGACUCCCCGCGAUCGCUCCGGUCACGGUCCAAUUCGAUCAGUUCCUUGCCUGGUGUCGAUGAGGUUCAACGCCCACAACUUGUUCGAUCGGAGAGCUGUUUCUCUGCUUUGUCUCGUUAGAAGUGAAAAAGGUAAAAUCAAUUUGAACCGAAACACAGAAAAGCUCUAGUCUUUUUGCAGAAUAUGUAAUUGGGGUUUCUGGUGCUCGUAGAAUCUGAUUCUCAUUAGAGAUUGGUAGCUGAAACUGAUUUUCAAUUUGAUAAUUUGGUCUUGAUGUCCUUAGAAUGUAUAUAUUGCAUUGAUAAACUGCCCAUCUCCAUUUCUUUUCUCAUCCAUUCUUCUCCUUCACUCCUCCUAUGAAUGCAAAAUCACAUAUUUGAUUUGUGUGUCUCUC
Tripterygium wilfordii is the source of this 819-nucleotide messenger RNA. RefSeq lists its product as uncharacterized. The record is from RefSeq and is a predicted model, not a curated record. NCBI's taxonomy places the organism in Eukaryota, Viridiplantae, Streptophyta, Magnoliopsida, Celastrales, Celastraceae. The transcript has a single exon. The coding region runs from base 93 to 545 and encodes 150 amino acids.